This is a messenger RNA of Fusarium tjaetaba, 1725 nucleotides long. RefSeq names its product ankyrin repeat. Gene Ontology annotation, molecular function: protein binding. The coding region runs from base 1 to 1725 and encodes 574 amino acids. NCBI's taxonomy places the organism in Eukaryota, Fungi, Ascomycota, Sordariomycetes, Hypocreales, Nectriaceae. The record is from RefSeq and is a predicted model, not a curated record. The transcript has a single exon.
AUGGCAUCUCGGAUGCUUUUAUCUCGCGGGGCCAAUGCAGUCGCAGGAUGUCCUAUAUCGUGUCUCAUGGCAGCGUAUAAGAAAAAUGAGAAAAAUGGUAUCACGGAAUGCACCCAAGUUCUAGAGCUUCUUCUCGACAAGGGUGUUGAUAUCAACAGAAAGUGUGCUGAGCAUGGGAGCGCUCUGAAUGAGGCAAUCAAUGUAUGGCUCCGCGAGGGAACGCGUAGCUUUUUCGACUUGGUUGUGAGGCGCAACCCUGACAUUGAGUUGGACGACGGGCGAGAGGGCACCCCGCUCCAAGCGGCAUGUGGCUACUCUUAUGCGCCUCGGAGGAAAGAAGCAGUUUCGGCCCUGCUGCGCCUUGGGGUUGACCCAAAUGUCCAGGGAGGGCAGUACGGUAACGCACUUCAAAAGGCAUGUUACCAAACCGAUUACGAGUCUGGUGUGGUUGAUGUCCUUCUCAAUAAUGGUGCGGAGAUCAAUUGGAAAGGAGGCUGCUAUGGAACAGCCUUACAUGCAGCCUGUGUGAGAUCGACGCCGGAACCAGAAUUGGUUAACAUGCUACUCAGUAGAGGUGCUGACGUGCAUAUACACGGCGGGGAGUAUGGCAGUGUCUUACAAGCGGUCACUUCCGUACCUACCUCUUUUCCUAAAGAAACUGCACUUAUUGUGCAAAAGCUGAUCGAUAGUGGCGCCGAUGUCAAUGCGCCAGGUGGCAAAUUCGGAAGCGCGCUACAAGCCGCAGCUUGUUCGCCGGCCCCCAAGUCGGACGCUGAAAGUGUGGAAGAACUACUACUCAGGAGAGGCGCAGAUGUCAGCAUGCAGGGAGGGAUGUAUGGCACGGCACUACAAGGCGCUUGCGCAGGAGGCAACAUCAGACCAGUCCGCUUGCUACUUUCCUACGGUGCUGAGAUUAACAUCGAAGGAGGACGGUAUGGAACAGCGCUCCAAGCGGCGUGCGCAAAUGAAUAUUACUACCCUAAACAAAACUACGAUCUGGCACGCCUACUGAUAAACCAUGGUGCCGAUAUCCAUGUUCAAAGCGGGCAGUUUGGGAGUGCCUGGCAUGCUGCGGCUGCAAUGCAAGACAUUGGCAACCAAGCCUACGACACAUUGAAGCUACUGCUCGACAACGGUGUUGAUGUGAAUCACUGCCAUAGUCAACACGGUACUGCUCUGCAGGCUGCACUCGAGCAUACGAAACGUAACGUCGAAACUAGGAUCCUGCUUCUUUUCGAAAAUGGCGCUGAUGUUAAUCUCGGAGCCGGUCUCCACGGGUUUCCAUUGCAAUCAGCAUGCCUAGCGCCUACAGAUGACCCAAACCGCCUGAACACCCAUGGCCUCGCCUACCUACUCGACAACUGCGCUGACGUCAAUGUCAAUCAGACAGGCGGUCUGUUUGGUACGGCUUUACAGGCAGCAGCAUACACAGGCAAGACAGAAGGUGUUAACAUGCUGCUUGAGAAGGGCGCGGAUGUUAACCUUCGCGGCGGAAAAUAUAAGAGUGCACUAAAUGCGGCUGCAGUCAAGGGAUAUUGGGAUAUCGUCGAGAUACUAUUAAAGGCUGGGGCCAAGGCAGAUUGCUACCUGCUCUCUGAAGUUGAUGAGGAAUGGCUAGAAGGAGUUGGUAAGGAAGAUGGACAUAGUGCCGUGGAGCGGUACAGGAACUUUUGGGAUAAGGUUAGGUUGUAUGAGGAUGAGUAUGCAGAAGGAAAAGCGAUCUAG